AUGGGUCAACGUAUCGCCAAGCAUCAUAUGCAAUCCGGCGUUAAACUUUAUCAUCAACGAUGUUAUCAGCAAGCUAUUGCUCGUUGGCGAGCUGCUCUUCGACGAAUUACAAAUGCAGAAGAUCGUUUUAUAACACUUGGAUAUAUGGUGCAAGCGUAUUGUGAUACAGGCAAUUAUCAAAAAAUGUUACAAUACGCUUUGCAACAAACGGAACUGGCAAAUAAUCAGCAAGAUGAGCUCAUGAAAAGUGAAGCAUUUUUGAAUCUGGCUAAAGCAUAUGAACGGCUGGCCGAUUUCGGUAGAGCAAUUGGUUAUGCCCGUGCUAGUCUACAGUAUUCAAGCAUAGAUCCGAGAACUCCCGGUCAAGCGCAUCUUGUUGUGGCUUUAUCACAACUUGGAUUCAGUCAAUUUCAAGCAAGCUUAGAAGCAUUUGAAAAAGCGAUGUGUGUCGCAAAUCAGUGUUCUGAUAAAUUAUUGGAAUUGCAAGUAUGUAUUGGACUUGGUAUACUCUUCACAUUGCUCAGGGAUUUCUCGAAAGCGAUUUUAUUUUUGCGAAACGCAUUAGCAAUAUUGGAUGGUGUAACAAUCAAUGAUAUGCAUGCAAAAUAUCGUAGCAUUGUACUUUAUCACUUAUCAGUUGUCCUAAGAAGAAAUGGUUCGUUGAUAAAUGCGAGAGCAAUGUGUGAUGAAGCAUUGAAAUUGGCCCAAGAAACUGGCAAUCGAUCCGUCUAUGCUCGUUGUUUAUGCUCUAUGGCCGAUAUAUGUCGAGAUUUGGGUGAAUCUGAAGCCAAGGAAACUCUCACUAAAAGUUGGUCACGUUACGAAACAGCAUAUCGAAUAAUGCGUCAAACAAAUGAUCGUAUGGGUGAAGUAUUAGUACUUGGUAGUAUGGCUAAAUCAGCUUCGGAAUGUCGUACUCUUUAUACCGGUAGAUGCGAAUGUCAGGCCAUUCAACUUGAUAAAAAAUGCUUAGAAGUAGCUAAAGCGAUCGGAUGUCGAUAUGCAAUGAUGAAAUGUCAUCAGAGGCUGCAAGAUCAUUACAAUCAGCUGAAUGAUGAGGACAGUGAAGAGUCAACCAGAAGGGUGAUAACCUCAUUGGUACAGGAAAUGGAAUUAUUUUGUAAUUUUUGUGGACAACGUUAUGGACUACAUGAUGAUUCAUUGCAAGCACUUCGAUGUUCACAUAUUUUUCAUGAAAGAUGUUUACAAACAUAUUUAGCGGAAUGUACAGAUCCAAAUUGUCCAAAAUGCCAAUGCAAAGCGGUACUAAUGAACAGUGUAUCAGUGAGUACACUCUCCGUUUCAUCCAUGAUCGCUAGUCAACAAUUACCAAAUAUAUUUUCCGAUGAUACACCGAUGCAAUUCACUGAUCGGACAAUAGAAUUGUUCGACACUGCCGGACCGUCUGUGAUCGAAGAACAAGCUUUAGGACAACGAUUACCUGUUUCACUGUCAAUUGCCUCAACGAGCACACAGUUCAAUUCUCCAAAGCAUAAAUCAUCACCGCUGCCAUCAAAGCAAUUUGUUUGUAAGAUCGAUGGUACAUUACCAGUUUCUUCCGUGUUAAACUACUCAGAGGAACAAUUGCGGGAAGGUGAACGGAAAGGUGAAUUAGUAUUGUCACGGAAUCUUACUGUCACUGAUGUAUAG
This is a messenger RNA of Cercopithifilaria johnstoni, 1650 nucleotides long. NCBI's taxonomy places the organism in Eukaryota, Metazoa, Nematoda, Chromadorea, Rhabditida, Onchocercidae. The record is from the annotation of a GenBank genome assembly.